GAUGAACCAUCCCAGGGUUUUGUUAGCUGCCACAAAUGAAGAAGUUAUUGUAAAAUCUCAAGUUCACUGGCUAUCAUUGACACCAGAAAGGGACCAGAGUGACAAGGAUAUAACAGAGUGUCCAAAGUUGAACCAAAAUCUGCUGUUCCAUUUGUUUAUGUGUUGAUUGAGGUGGAGAGAGAGAGAGAGAGAGAGAGCAAAAGAAAGAGGCUACAUGAGCCAUUGUGUAGUUCCAAAAUGGAAUAUGAGCCACGAAAGACAAGAGCAAGUCGAAGAAGAGGAAGGAAAGAGAUCCUUUCACGUGCCUGCCCAGAAGAAUCCCCACAGUACCACUAACCCUCUUGUCCCCUUCUACAAGCAAAUGGCAAAGCAUGGAGUAACAGAACUAACCUGGCAAAAUGGGCAACUCGCUCUACAUGGGGUUGAUGGGAUGCACCCAACAGGCCUCCCAAAGCCCACAUGGAGCCGAGCCAAUGAAACUUUGGAGUCCGUAGUCAAUCAAGCCAAUCUCCAAACCCAAGGCCCAAACUUGAUCCAUCAAGGCGAGCCACUAGUCCAUACAGGCCGUACCCUCACACCCACUGGCGCCAAUGGCAAAUGGGUUGAGAGAGGCAACCAAGAACCGCCGGCGAGAAAAAAAACACGGUCGACCUCCGAUUAUGCUGGAAAAAAUGUCAGCACAAGCAACAACAACACUAUGCAAGUGGACCUUGGCGACCACAGUGUGUGUGGUAGUGCGAGUGCAGCGUUUUGUAGGGAUAAUGACACUACUUUGAUGACAUGGGCUUCCUUCGAUUCUCGAAGCAUGAAAACCAAAUCCAUCGAUGAAGAUUCUGCUUGCCAUGUUGAAUCGGAAAAUCAAGAGGAAGAACAAGAUGUAAAGCGUGGAGCAAGCCGCUCUCAUUCAGCUAGACGAAGUCGAGCAGCUGCUAUACAUAAUCAAUCCGAACGAAGGCGAAGAGAUAGGAUUAAUGAGAAGAUGAAAGCCCUGCAAAAGUUGGUUCCAAAUGCAAGCAAGACUGAUAAAGCUUCAAUGCUGGAUGAGGUGAUUGAAUACUUGAAGCAACUUCAAGCACAAGUUCAGUUUAUGAGUGUGAGGAGUAUGCAACAGAUGAUGAUGCCUAUAGGAAUGCAGCAACAACUUCAAAUGUCGCUGCUAGCACGAAUGGGCAUGGGGGUCGGUCUAGGCAUGGGAAUGGGGAUGCUCGACAUGAGCGGCAUGGCACGUCCAGCUCCGCAGUCGCUUCCUCCUCUCAUCCAUCCUAAUUCAGUUCCCGCUACGCCUCCCGCGUUCGUUCCGCCCCAUUUCUUGAUGCCCCCUGCAAUUCCAAGGCAGGAUCCAACACAACCAAAGCCUGCCUCCAAUGACUCUGUUGAUCCAUUUUGUGCGUUUCUAGCACAAACAAUGAAUAUGGAUAUCUACAACAAAAUGGCAGCUUUCUAUCGCCAACAAGUUAAUCAGACAACAAAUGCAACGAGCAGCCCAACACAGUCGAACAACGUGCAAGGAAAUUAAUGCUUUAUUGGAUAAGCACAGUAGCACUCAACAUUAUUUACUUCAUAAGUUCUAUGUUUAGUU
Molecule: messenger RNA, 1579 nt
Organism: Cucurbita moschata (crookneck pumpkin)
Lineage: Eukaryota; Viridiplantae; Streptophyta; Magnoliopsida; Cucurbitales; Cucurbitaceae
Product: transcription factor PIF7-like
Exons: 6
Coding region: 215-1516 (433 amino acids)
Cellular component (GO): nucleus
Molecular function (GO): protein dimerization activity
Source: RefSeq, a predicted model, not a curated record